Messenger RNA from Xylona heveae TC161, 2307 nucleotides. RefSeq names its product XLF-domain-containing protein. Bases 86 to 1966 code for a protein of 626 amino acids. The record is from RefSeq and is a predicted model, not a curated record. Gene Ontology annotation, molecular function: DNA end binding. Gene Ontology annotation, cellular component: DNA ligase IV complex; nucleus. The transcript has 2 exons. Gene Ontology annotation, biological process: double-strand break repair via nonhomologous end joining. Lineage: Eukaryota; Fungi; Ascomycota; Xylonomycetes; Xylonales; Xylonaceae.
AAAAUGCUCCUGAUGAAGCUCUACAGAGUCGACACAAACAAACCUCCAAGCUGACUUGGAGUGAACUUAAAAAGGUUCAGAGGCGAUGUCUUCACGGUGGACUAUUUUACAAAAUCUCUCAGCUUCGAUCCCUCUUCCACCUUUACUUCUAAAGUGUAAUUUUGAACCAGACUCCUACACAAUACUUGUUUCUGAUCUUCGCAAUGUAUGGUCUGAAUCAUUAGGUCGACGACAAAUUAUCAGGCGGGCUCUCAAUAAUGACACAAGUAUUGACCCUAGCGAGGACCCCAGCCAGCUAAGGAUCCUGCUUGAAAAGCUUCAAAUACCUUUGACUGGUGCAGACAAUGGGACUACAUUGCGCUUGCUGCCUGCUUCUGCUGAAGGCGAGCUUAUUGCGAAAGCAAAAAUACCACUUCCUGAACCCUUGCGGCCUCUAGAAUGGGAGUUUAACUUGGUAUCAGCAAACGAGGCCUCUAUUAAAGAAGCUCUUAUAUUGCCUCUGCUUGCCACAGUCUCUGCCCAAAGUCGUGAGCUUGACUUUUUAAUUGGUCUCCUGAAAGAAAAGGAUCAUGUCAUAGAACGCCUUGUCGAUAAACUUGACGUCGCUGGGGUAGAGAUCAAUAGGGUAUUCCCCGCGGCAAUAGGCCUAAAAGCUGGCAAACGCGGUGCUUCUCGAGCAGAGCUGGCCAAAUAUGUCCGUGGAAUGGGGGAGUUCGAGGAAGCCACAUGGAAAAAAGACUUGGCCGAAGAAAAUGAAGCUGAGAAUACGGAGAAAGAUCUUCUUGAAAAGACCUUCUCUACAGAUGGACUAGAACUCCGAACAGUGCAUCAUAUACCCAAGGUGACUUACUCUGAUGGCUGGUGGCGUCAUUUAUCAAACAAAGACUACAAACUUUCAGAGCGAGGGACAAAAUUCGAUUCACCGAAAUCGAAGACAAAGAGCGCACAAUCUCCGGAGCAGUCAAACGACAGUGAUGCUGAAUUUCAAAGGCAAGAAACGCCACCGCGAUUACGAGAACGUCCAGCGAAGGCUCGCGCUUCUCCUGCACCGUCAUCUCCUGGCUCCGCGCAAAAUUCAGUGCUCAAACAAUCUGACCUUGAUGAUGAGACCACUGAGGAUGACGAUGAUCUUGGUGGCCCAUCAGCUCCCUUUCAGAGAGCGAGACUCCAGCGUACCCGAGUUACAAGAGAAAGAUCGUCGGGGUGGGAGGAUGAAGAGAGUCCUCAGCAUCCCAGAACUAAGAAAUCUGGUACGAUUGGUCAGAAGUCUGAUGAUAAGAAGCAUAUGGAAAGCUCCAAACAUAGAAGUCCAUCACCAUCCAAAUCCAGAAACAUGGAUGAUGAGUUGCAGACAGAUCAAGGUAGCGAAACUGAAGGAGAGACCGAAGGCGAAGCUGAAGGUCUUCACUCUCCACGGCCAGCAUCGCCACUGUCAUCCCCUCACUCUCCGGCUGAGCAAAGCAAGGGCGAGUGGACGCCCUCAUCUGCUAGAGGCUCUCCGGAUAUGCCGUCUGAAAGGCCGAAAGCAAGCCCACCUCGGCAGCGUUUAGGCACAAUAGGAGGUCCUCGAAAGGCCGCCUCGCCUGAAGCUAAGUCUCCCAGCGCAAAUUCGGAUCAAGCCGUUGCACCACCGAGCAAACCAAGUCGUUCCAGGCUGGGUGUCAUUGGGGGCAGAAGUAGACCAGCCGCAAUAUCUGAUGCUCGAUCGUCCAAGCAUACUGAAGAGCUCGGCUCACCUACCUCGAGCCCACUACCUCCUUCUUCAACGGCAAAGACACAACAAUUUACAGGUGGCAAAGAGCCGAGGGUCGGGAACGCGAAAAACAAACGUAGUCGUAGUCAUAGUCCACCAGAAGCUCCUCCUGAAGAAGCGCCGGAAGAACGAGCAAAUCGGCGGCGCGAAGAGCUGAGAAAACAGAUGGAGGAGAGAGCAAAAGCUCCAGCGAAAAAGAAGCGCAAAUUCUAAACAUAAGUCGACUUGUCUGCAUUGCUCUUCUGGACAUCACUAGAACGUAAGCGGAACAUUGGCAAUGUUUUCGUCUCUUACUGGAUCGAGAUACCCUGUUUCUGCUAAUGGCCUCAUUCAUUUCAAAAUCACCCCCAAAGCACCCUUAUAUCCAUUGAUUAUGUCACGCAAUAUCGAUUUAUGCGUACCCGGCAGGGGAAAAGGGAUUUACUUGAGGCUUUUUAUAUGUCAUCGCCUCAAACCCAGGAUUGGACGAGCCUCUCAUAAUCUAGAAACUGGAAUGCUAAAAUCCAAUUAUCAUAGCGAAUAUUAGGUCGAAAUUAUCAAAUAAAGGGGUGUUC